AUGACUGUCCACAACUUCGAGACCGCGGACGCCUUCAAGCAGGCUGUCAAGGACAACAAGAUCGUCAUGCUCGACUGCUUCGCCACGUGGUGCGGGCCUUGCAAGGCCAUUGCCCCUAUCCUAGCCAAGCACUCCAACGAGGACGAGUUCAAGGACAUCCUGUUCGCCAAGAUUGACGUCGACGACCUGCCCGAGCUGGCCCAGGAGCUCGAAAUCACCGCCAUGCCCACCUUCAUGAUCUUCAAGGAUGGCAACAUGAAGCCCGCCGAGAAGCUCGUCGGAGCCAACCCCAACGCCCUCGUGACCAUGCUGCAGAAGAGCAAGGCCUGA
Anthostomella pinea is the source of this 330-nucleotide messenger RNA. The record is from the annotation of a GenBank genome assembly. NCBI's taxonomy places the organism in Eukaryota, Fungi, Ascomycota, Sordariomycetes, Xylariales, Xylariaceae.